AUUUGCCACAUUCCAUUUUAUACAACUGUAUGAUUUGCAGAAGAUCCAAGACGACAAACCGGUAUUCUCACUGACCGCCAAGACUGGUGCGCUGAAGACUCUGUUCCACCAGUUCUCACAGAUGCACUUACUGGGGACAUAUAUUUCCAGGAGCUAAAAGAUGCAGCUGAACAGGUGAAACAGUUGAAGAAACAGAACAAUGUCUCAUCUGGUGGGAAUAGCGACCGUGGCAUCUACGCUCAGUGUGGGUUAAAAGAGUACCUCAGAACAGUGGAAACGUUCGUAGACAAUCACUUUCCUGAAAUUCCAACAAACUCACAGCCACUCAUUGAGGACUACCUGAAUGAUGCUAUGAGUUUUAUUUACAAUAAGGUGACUUGCUUAGUUCCAGUCUUGGAGGAUUCACGACUAGUGAGUUACCUGGUUGACAGUUAUAAUCGCCACCUGUUUGACAUGUUGCGCUUGUUAACGAAUAAAAGUUCAUCAGUAAAAGACUCCUUGUUCCUGCUACAGUGGGUGAAGAAUACAUACUUUAGUCAGGACCAUGAAGGAUGCCUAAUCAAACAGAGGGGGGUACUCAGUGUAUCAGACCCUUUCUUGCUGUCUGACUGGUUGGAGUACUCAAAGCAAAAACUCCUUACACUUGUUCAAGAGGAUAUCUCAACCACCCUGCACAAUAUCUUGCAACAUGAUGACCCUAAGAGUAUUUGUGAAGACAACAACGAGGAGACUUUCAUUCAAGUUCAACUUGAUGUUAUACAGUGUCUUAAUGCUCAUAUUCAGGCAAGUAAGACAGUCAGCCAUACAAUGCAAAAAGCUGUACAAAGACUUUGUUGCGAUGAACUUCACAAUUUCAUACAGAGGUAUGUAAAUGCACAAAGGGUCGAUGAGGCAUCUUUAUCACAUGAUUUCAGGAUAAUUUAUACCUGUAGGCACCUCAGGUCCUAUGCUCUAAGUGUUAUUGAUUUAAACAAUAACACAGAUUCAUCCACUCUUCUAUUGUUAAAAAACUUGGAGACUCAGUCUUUAUCCAGUGCACAGCAGCAGUUUGCAAACAUAGCAAAGGAAAAUAUAAAGAAGUAUUUCAGCGAAGACGAUAGACAUUUGAAUGAUAUGAUAAUCAUAAUUCAAAACAUAAUUGCAACUUUUCCACAAAUAGAACAGGGAAAUGAGACAAAAGAGCUUAUUGUAAAAGCAGCAUACCACAGUAUUACUAGAUCAUACCUGGAGUGUUUACUGCAAAUGAAGUACAAAAAACUGGAAAAGAGAUGGGAUGAUGUGGAAAAAAAGAUAAUGUGGGAUGCUGAACAAUUUCACUCUCUCUUUGCAAAUCAGAGUGGAAGUGAUGAUAAGCAGAAAACGCUCCUGUUAAAAAUGGGUGAGAUUUUACAGUGUCAUAAUGCAGAUACUCUUAAACUUCUAUGCGCAGACCUGUACAUCACAUUCCCUAAGGAGAGUGAGGCGUACACAUCUGCCCUACUGCGUUGGAGAGGAAAAUUGCCAAGACGACAGAUUAAGGAAAUAAUUAGUGUCAGUAGGGAAGCUAAAGACUACAUCAGAAAUAUAGACCAUGUCAGACCCCAUUCAUUGUGGUGCUGUCUUCGAUGAAUAUAAACACAAAGCUGAUGAUCCAUGAAAGGCCCAAGACUUUAAUAUGUACUGUAUAUGGGUGUUUUUCCAAAAGCAUUACUGUAGAAACAAAUGUGGAACUGAUUAAAGGGUUAUAAGAAAUUAUUUAAAAUAUAUUUUAC
This is a messenger RNA of Clarias gariepinus (North African catfish), 1751 nucleotides long. RefSeq lists its product as uncharacterized. The transcript has 9 exons. Gene Ontology annotation, cellular component: exocyst. Bases 352 to 1608 code for a protein of 418 amino acids. The record is from RefSeq and is a predicted model, not a curated record. Gene Ontology annotation, molecular function: SNARE binding. NCBI's taxonomy places the organism in Eukaryota, Metazoa, Chordata, Actinopteri, Siluriformes, Clariidae. Gene Ontology annotation, biological process: exocytosis; exocyst localization.